Volvox carteri f. nagariensis is the source of this 444-nucleotide messenger RNA. RefSeq lists its product as uncharacterized. NCBI's taxonomy places the organism in Eukaryota, Viridiplantae, Chlorophyta, Chlorophyceae, Chlamydomonadales, Volvocaceae. The record is from RefSeq and is a predicted model, not a curated record. The coding region runs from base 1 to 444 and encodes 147 amino acids. The transcript is spliced from 3 exons. Gene Ontology annotation, molecular function: adenyl-nucleotide exchange factor activity; protein homodimerization activity; protein-folding chaperone binding. Gene Ontology annotation, biological process: protein folding.
AUGGUAGCGACCGGGGGGGUGCGGGAGGCGCAGGAGCGGCUGCAGCGGCUGCAGGCGGAUUUCGACAACUUCAAGCGUCGCGCGAGCGCGGAACGAGAACAGCUUGUCGUGCGAGUCAAGGCAGACGCACUACGGCCCAUUCUCGCGGUAGCCGACAACUUCGAGCGCGCCGCGAUUCAAAUUAAGCCCAAGACGGAUGGCGAACGUGCCGUGCAGGACGCCUACCAGACCGUAUACAACGAGCUCAAGGAGUUCCUGAAGAAGGAGGGCUUGCAGGAGGUUGGCGUGGAGGGUGAGGCUUUCGAUCCCAACCAGCAUGAGGCCGUUAUGCGGGAGGACCGCAACGAUGUGGACGACGGGACCGUGACCGGCGUAUUUCAGAGGGGCUACCGGCUAGGGGAGGUGCUGGUCCGGCCGGCGUUGGUCAAAGUUGCCUACAACUAA